Molecule: messenger RNA, 6670 nt
Organism: Osmia bicornis bicornis
Lineage: Eukaryota; Metazoa; Arthropoda; Insecta; Hymenoptera; Megachilidae
Gene: pygo
Product: protein pygopus
Exons: 7
Coding region: 1161-2663 (500 amino acids)
Source: RefSeq, a predicted model, not a curated record
AACACGUUUUUUUUUGUUUUUCAAAGCUAUAUAAUUAUCCAAUUUGAGCACAUUUUCUCACCGUAUUCUCAUAAUAUAUUUUUUUCUAUAAACAACAACAUUUGUUUUUAAUAUAGUUAUUGUAGAAUCGUUAUAUUGAGCAGUGUUUUACGAUAUACAAUAUUUGUUAAAUAGGUAUAUUUAACAUACGCAUGUGUAUGUUGUGUGUGUGGGUUGUGUAUAUAUAUGUGUGUGUCCUUACUUCGCGGAUAUGCUACUAUUCCAAUGAUGGAAAACCACGCACCAUGACUAAAACUUGUACUCUGUAAUAGAAGAUAUUUACGAGAACGAUAAUAUUAGUAGAAAGUUCUGACGUCAUUGGUGCGAAAAAUGUUAUCCAUUGAGGAGAAUCAAGCCUUUCUACUAGCACCGUUUUUGCAUACAGAUCCUAGUUACAGAGUAAGAUAUGAUUAACGGUUUUGCGAGGAACAUUGAAAAAUGAUACAAAGCACAACCUACUAGGAACGCUUAUUGUCGAUUCUUUGAAAAGAAAAAUAUUCUCUUCGCAAUCGUAUCGCAAAUGAUGUAUAUGCAGACGAACAUUGAGUAAAGCGUGUAACACGAAAAGAAGCUCGAUCGUUACCCUAUCGAAUAACAGCAGAUUCCUCGCAGUCAACCACACCGGUUAUACUUCUUACAAUUGUGGUCUCGUUGAAUCGUUGGCAAUAUGAGGAAUGCAGUUGGUAACGCCAUCUGCACAAUGCAUCGUGCAAUAUUUUCACGCGAACAAUACAACUACAGGGACACGCGUAACGCGACAAUGGCGACCUGAAAGACUGGCGUGCGCUUCUUUGCUCCGUAUACUUUUGACAUCUCACCAGUGUUUACUGUGCCCUUUUCGCAUAUUUGUGAAUGUGAAAUAUACUUGUGCUACCUUAAAAUAUGUGACUGAUGAGGUGUAAAAGUUAGAAACGAGAAAUCGCCUCGAUCCAGCCGCUAAAGUUAGUUAGGUGCACGACACAAUUCAAUGGUGUUGGUCCCUGCCGAAAAAACGGGAAAGCCAUGUACAUGUCGAUGUCUUGCCAACUAUAAUGCGGUGUGGAACACCAGUGGAAACUUACUGCCAAAAUCUAGCGUGGUGCUGAUACGGCAUGAUAAAAUAAGGGAAGAGAACGAAGGAGAUGAGCCACAAUAUUGCAGGCAUGCCACCCUUUGCAAGGAUGCCUUUAGGGGGUAUGGGUAUGGGUGUGAAUAUGGGUCCUAGUGCCCCGCAUCCUGAAUCUUCUGGACACCCCCAUCCUCCACCACCACCACCUACUGGUGCCAAUCCUAAAAAGAAACGACGUACAAACGCUAAUGUUGCUCAACCACCCCCACAGCAACCUCCAACAGUGCAGGAUUUGCUACCUCCGCCUUUAACGGGUUACGGAGAUACGAUAGUGGCGAGUAACCCUUUUGACGAUACGCCACCGCAAACGAGUCAAACUCCUAUGAUGCACGGUGGUCCGCCGCACAUGCAUCCCCAUCACCCGCAUCAUAUGAGCGGACCGCCUAUGAGAGGCAUGAGUCCGUUAACUUCGAUAGGCGGGAUGAGUCCUAUGAUGCCUCACAACAUGGGUAGUAUGAGUCCUAUGGGAAACUCGCCCAUGACGAAUCAUAUGAAUCACAUGGGAGCGAUGUCUCCUAUGAAUCACGCGCCAAUAGGUGGUAUGAGUCCAAUGAAUAACAUGGGCCCAAGCAUGCCACCUGGUCCAAUGAAUACUAUGAAUAAUCAUAUGAACAUGAGUCACAUGGGUAACUCUCAACUUAGCGGUCCACCUAUGGGUAGUCCUAUGAACAAUAUGAACAGUGGUCCAAUGGGUAGUCCGAUGAAUAACAUGGGGCACAGCAUGGGAAGUCCUAUGGGUGGUCCAUUAGGUUCUCCUAUGAACACAAUGGGUGGAUCAAAUCACAUGCCUAAUGGACCAAUGAACAUGAACAAUAUUAAUAACCACAUACCACCUAAUAGCCCGUUGAACGGACCAUCUAUGAACAAUGUAAACAGUCCAUUAGGGCACAAUGGAUCUCAGCCGCAUCCGAAUCAUAUGGGAAAUAAUCUUAAUAACUUAGGAAGGCCCAUGAAUGGACCUAUGACUACUAUGAGUUCCAUGGUAUCCAAUAAUAUGAAUAUGAGUGGUCCAAACCAAAUAAAUAGCAUGAACAUGGGCGGGCCACCGAUGAACAAUAUGUCUAACAUGAGUAUUAGUCAUCAUAAUCAAAUGAGUCACAUGGGAGGUCCCAUGGGUACAAUGUCUAGUAACAUGGGUGGUGGUCCACCAAUGAGCCAUCCCAUUAAUAUGGGAGGUUCAAUGCCACCUCACGGUUUCCAAGGUCCGCCAGGAAUGGGACCAAAACCAAUGCCAGUUUCUGCGGGAAAGAUAUAUCCUCCAGAUCAGCCUAUGGUGUUUAACCCACAGAAUCCUAAUGCUCCACCAAUUUAUCCUUGUGGAGUAUGUCAUAAAGAAGUGCACGAUAACGAUCAAGCGAUUCUUUGCGAGUCAGGUUGUAAUUUCUGGUUUCACAGGGGGUGCACAGGAUUAUCGGAAACUGCUUAUCAAUUAUUAACGGCAGAAGUUUACGCGGAAUGGGUGUGUGAUAAGUGCUUGCAGUCAAAAAAUAUACCUUUGGUUAAAUUUAAACCAUAACAGUUCUUGACUCGUCGUAUAUGCGACGCACGAGUGACUCUUUGUUAGCGUUUACACUUGUACACGCACACAUGCGCGUGCGAUUGCACACACAUAACUACAUACGGCAUACACUAAUGCACGAGCGAAAUCGUGCAUAUAAUAUAAACAUGCGCUGUUUGUUAAUAUCUUAGCUUUAACUUGUUGAAAUAUUAGGGUAUCAUUAUGAGUCGUAUCGAUGAAGGAGAUGGCAAGAACAACAUAUGUUCGAAAGUUACGUUACUUUUUCGCUCUAUUUACGACAAGUGGAUUCGUCUGUUUCAAAAAAUUAUUUAUGAUUUCACUUUACAGUUUAUAAAGCUGCUAGUUUGUUUUCGGUUGCCGUUAUGGUGAUAAAUGUGUUAAAAGUAAGCUCGAGAAAGCAUAGGGAUUUUUUAGAGAAAAUUGUUAAAAAAUGUACAGUGAUCGAUUAACCUUAUUGGAUUUCUUAUCACUUAACUGCAUUUAAUUCGAAAUUAAAAGAUAAUCGCAUUCGUAAAGAAGGAACGAUAUAUAAAUAUAUAUAUAUGUAUAUAUAUAUAUAUGAACGGUACAACCUGCUGAAACUGCAUAUCGAUAGGAGAUGAACCAACUACGUACAUUCUUUUUAUUUAAAUUUGGUUAAACGUUCCUGAUAAUAUGUAGUUGAUGUAAAAGAAAAAAAUUAACAACUGUGUAUUAUUUGAUAAAUGAUGUCUAGUUAUGUCGCUGUCAUUUUGUUAUCAGGCUCGUCGCGUUGAUUAGGUAAAUCCAAAGGAUCUAAACGAUACUUUUUAAAGAAAAACAAAAAAAUUGUAAAUGCACAUCUAAAUAUGUGUAAAACAGAGUAAAUAUGAACUUCAGGCGAUGUAAAUUUUUCUCGUAGCGCUGUUUGUAUUUACCAAAUGUUCGUAUCUAUCAUCAAGUAUCGGGAUAUGGGAAAAAUUUAAAAUCCACUUCUUCGUAUAAUUCAGUUAUUACCGAAGUAUUUUGGGUUUUCAGAAAAAGUAAUAGAAAAAAAUACGUUCGAGUAAACGUAGUUUAUUUCUCCCAAAUUACAAAUACGAGUGCUAUGAUUACCUGCACAUUGGUAUAAACCAUGGUCAGUUAUGUACUUUCGAAAUGUGUUAGCGUUAUACUUUAAGAGUACAUAUGUUCAAAUUGUAAAUAGAAAUUUUAAUGUCAUGCGGAGGAAGAGUUGAUUUUCUUUUACCAUCGCUCAUAUAUUGUUUCUUGCCAUGGUUUAUGCUGUUGAUUAAUUCAUUACGAGCAAGUGUAACGAAUUUUAAAAAGAAAGUUGAAAUUCGUUUGACUGAUAGCUCGCGGGGUUUUUUACAUUGUACCUAAAGUUUUACGACAAAUAUAUCAGUUAUAUUCGUUUACGCAAAGAAACCAAUUAGGUACAAACGUGAUAUAAUAAAGUGUUAGUAAAACAAAAGAAAAAGAUAAGACGCAAAAGUGCAGAAAAUAUUUAUAUGUUUUGCAAAUUCAUAUAAACAGAAAUUAAACUCAAGAUACUUCGCGAAAUAUAAUAAAAGGAGUGUCGUGUUUAGUUGCAGUAUCGAAAUUUCUGCACCUAACACACAUAUACAUAUACAUAUAUACACGUGCGAGUAUAUACACUUACAUUCACGCUCUUCUUCGUCGAGUUAAGAUUCAUGAUCGCAUCUGCCAGAAUUUUUGGUGUCAGUUUAUGUAUAACAGUAUAUCACGAAACAACAGAGAAGUAUUAUCGACGUAAAACGAUUAACGCAAUGAAAGGGAAAAAAAAGAAAAUUAUUCAAAUUCCGUCGGCAGCUAACGCAAAAUUAACGAGUCCACGGAUUGUAUAGUUUUAUAUACAUAUACAUAUAUAUAUAUAUAUAAAAUAAUGCAGUUAUCAUUUUACUAUUUGACGCCUGUAUCAAACGAACGACUGAUUUCGAAAAUUGAGUUCACAGUACUUUUUAGAAUAACUAGGUAGCUUCUUCUGUCCGCGAACAGAAGAGCAAAUUCGUAUCUUUCCACGGGUGGAACCUCUGACGCGCUUUCGUUCCUGAAGCAAUCCAAUUCAGAUAAAUGUUUUAACGCGAUGUCAAUCGAGUGUUCAAGCACUACGGGAACGAAAGUAGAAUAGGGAUUACUCUUGAAAAGAUCCGACCUAACUAGUUAUUUCCUUCGUGAUCCGUUUAUUACACGAAGCUUCUCUCUUCGUGUGAUCCACGCUUCGAAGGCUUGUUUUAUUGUAAUCAUUUUUAAAGGAUAUUACACACACAUACACACAGAAUCCUAUAACUACAUAAUGCUCAUAUUAGUAUUACAACGAAUAGAAGUACCAUUUUCACAUAUCUUCAUUCUAUAUUUUGUCAUUGUCACAUGAAGGAUGAAUGGAGGGGGGAGGGGGGUGUAUCACACACUGGAGAUCGUUAACGUUGCUUUUUUUUUUGUUUUUUCUCUCUCACUCUCACUCUCUUUCUCUCUAUUACAGAAAAUUCUAUUAACGGGAAUGCAGGGGAUUAAGCGAAUAACGAAAUGAAAGAUGUAUGCUCGGCUCAACGGGAUGGAAAAAGGAUGCGCAACUAUAGACGAUUGCUAAGAGACUCGGAUGAUUAAGGAUAAUCGUUUUUCUAGUACAAACGAACGAAUCGUAAUUUUAAGUAAACUACUAGUAGCGUCUAUUUUUCAGAGAUAACUUAUAUAAGUUUUAUUGUUUACGAACAAAAACUGUUAUGCGAUCAACGGAAUCAUGACGCACGCCUAAAAUGAUACGUUGUAAUGUCUCGUUCUUGCAUUCAUCGAGUAGCAACAGUUUCUUCGAUUACGUUUCUUUUUUAACCGGUAGCUUAAUCCCUGUACAAUUUGUUCGAAGCAAAUGCAUUUCAUAUGUGUCUGAAUCGUUUUUGUCUCAUUGUGUUACCUUUGAAUUUCGUCACUUUAUCUUCAUUUUCUUUCAGCCAUUUGUCGUCGAGGAACGAAACGUUCUCUCUCGAAAUUACAAUUGUCCAAAGCUGUUUCUUUUUGUUUCUUUCUUAACGCUUUGACUGCCAUGACACCCAUACAUAAUUAUUUUAUGGAGAACGAUCUUACGAUUUCAAUUUGUAACUUCAGAUUAGGUUUAUCGAAGAUAAAAUGACUGCUUGGUGAGACCGUAACAUGGCGGUCAAACUGUUUAUCAACUUAUCUGUGUAUAUAAGUUAUUUGAAAAACGAUGCAACACGUAGAUAUUUUGUUCUAGACUAUCUGUAAAUAAUCUCUUGUAUCGUCUUAUCGAAUCGAGAAUGCGUCGUGCUAUUUUAUUUUCCUUUUUCGUUUUGCCUGAACCAAUGCAACAGCAAAGAGGAAUUUGCAAGUGAACCGUAAAGUUAGAUUUCCUUUUUCCUCCCUGGACAACCACUGUAUCGAAAUCAGAGGACUCAAGAAAACUUGAGGGCGGUAUCGACGCUUGAUUUCAUUAUUAUCACCUUCAUUACUAUUAUAUGUAUUAUGUUAGUUACUAUUAUUCUCAUUACUGUAUUAUUACUUUGUACGAGAUCAAUAUUUGUUAUUGAUAACUGAAUUCAUUAUUAUAUUCUAAUAUUAUAUAUAUAUACAUAUAUAAUAUUCAUUAUUAAUUUUAACGCUUGUGUAUUGAAUAAGCUGAUUUUCAACGCGUUACGUUUCUCUGAAUGAAACAUCGAUCCGGUUAAUCAGAAAGAAAUCGAGAAGAAUAUAAUAGAUUGAAAGAAUGUCGCGUGCUAGUAAAAAAAGAAAUUUUCACGUAUUAUGUGAGAAGUAUAAAUUGUUCAUAGAUUAUUUUUUGUCAUGUAAAUACUGACAUACAUACGUGCAUACACAUUAUACGCGUGGUAUGUAUGGUCAAGGAUAUAAAUUGUUAUACAUAUACUAGAAAUCAACGUACGUAUGUCAUUAUUUCGAUACACGAUACAAUGCGUGCGAAGAUAUCCUCGUUUUUCUGCAACGUGUACGUGUUCACUCAUUGUACAUAUUUAUAUGGCACUUGAAAUAACAAAUCCAUACCAUGUUGAUUUUUA